Peniophora sp. CBMAI 1063 is the source of this 540-nucleotide messenger RNA. Lineage: Eukaryota; Fungi; Basidiomycota; Agaricomycetes; Russulales; Peniophoraceae. The record is from the annotation of a GenBank genome assembly.
AUGUUCUCCCCUCGCCUUUACACUUUCGUCUUCCUUGCCAUCGGCGUCGCAGUCGAGGCCGUUCCAGCACCGAUGAAGCGCAAUGAUGCGACCCCCGCCCUGGCGGCGAGGGCUCCCCAGUUCUCGGUCAACAUCCCCAACGACAUUCCCGUCUCCGGCGCACUCCCGAACGGCAUCACCAUCACACCGCAGACGCCGUCGGGCAGCAUCGUGACGGGCAACAACAACUCGACGCUCUUUGGCCAGUUCGGGUUCAAGCGCGAUGACGGCCUCGACGCUCGCCAGUUCAACUUCACGCUCCCCAACCAGCUCCCCGUCGAUGGCACCCUUCCUUUCGGGCUCACGGUCACUCAGGGCACGCAGAACAGCACCGUCAGUCUCCCCGCGGGCUUCCCUUUCAAGCGUGGUGUCGAAGCCAGGCAGUUCAACUUUACCCUCCCCAACCAGCUCCCAGUCCAGGGCACUCUUCCGUUCGGUCUUACCGUUACUCAGGGUGUCCAGAACAGCACUGUUGGACUCCCUUCAGGCUUCCCGUUCUGA